Molecule: messenger RNA, 426 nt
Organism: Funneliformis caledonium
Lineage: Eukaryota; Fungi; Glomeromycota; Glomeromycetes; Glomerales; Glomeraceae
Source: the annotation of a GenBank genome assembly
GAUCUAAGAAGAUGGUCUGUUGAUAAAUUAAGAGAUAUAUUAAACAGAAGAAAUAUUCAUUUUGAUAUUAUUUCAGGACGAAAUGAAUUAGUGAAUUUAUUGAAGCAAGAAAUAGAAGAAGAAGCACAAAUUGGUAAAGAAUCAAGAGAAGAUUUUUCAAAAAUGGAUAUAGAUGAAUGGGCAUUUAAAUGCAAUCAGAAAUAUGGUAAAAAAGGUAGUGAAAAGAGACUAGUAAAAGAAUUAGUAGCGGCAUUGACUCAUUAUUUUAUGGAUAUGUUAGAUAGAUUAAAAGAAAUGGUAGAAAAUGGUGAACUUAUUGCUGAAGUAAUACCUUCUUUAAAAACAAUAGAAAAUUGGAUUACUAGAUUUUCUAGUUCAUCGAAAAAAGAACAUGGAGAACGAUUUCUAGAACAAAAUAUUUGUUAA